Triticum urartu is the source of this 791-nucleotide messenger RNA. Its product is annotated as auxin-responsive protein SAUR50-like. Lineage: Eukaryota; Viridiplantae; Streptophyta; Magnoliopsida; Poales; Poaceae. Gene Ontology annotation, biological process: response to auxin. The record is from RefSeq and is a predicted model, not a curated record.
AUGCUAGUGGCGACUGGCGAGCCUCUUGCAAACCGGGGUGCGCUCGAUCGUCAUUCAGCUGCGGGGUACAGGCUGACCGCUCUGCGCACGGUGACCAACAUGCCAGCACCCAAGGGGACGAGGAGGAGCCUCGUACUGAGGACCGUGGAGCGGUGCAAGUCCGGGACCGGGCGAAGCGGCGGCGCAGCGUCGGCGGUGGCCGCCGGGCGCUUCUCGGUGUACGUCGGGGCGGAGCGGGAGCGGUUCAUGGUGCGCACCGACUGCGCCAACCACCCGCUGUUCCGGCGGCUCCUCGACGACGCCGAGCGCGAGUACGGGUACGCGUCGCAGGGCCCGCUCGCGCUGCCGUGCGACGUCGGCACGUUCCUCGGCGUCCUGUGGCAGAUGGACCACGGACACCACCACCACGACGACGACGACAGUGCCGGCGGCGAGGAGAUCCGGGAGGCGGCGUCGCCGAUAUGCGGCUUGCUGCUGGGUGGCCGCGGCAAGUGCCGGGCGGCUGGGUACCGCCGGAUGCUCAGCCGGGCGAAGACGUCGUGGGCCACCGGGCAGCAGCUUCUCCCACGGUUCACACUUGGCAGUUAGCAUCUGGCAGAAGGAAAUUAAUAAACUUAUUGACCCGCAUUUGGUCAUAGUCAUACCACACCAAGCUCUGCGUUUAUCCGGAUUAGUUGGAGAUUCGCAUACGUAUAAGUAUUCACAUGUUGACCUUGACCAAUACGGUAUUAUGUUUACCAAUACUGUAUACGGGAGUCUGCUGUUCUAUAUAUAUAGUGUAUAAAUAUCCA